AUGACCGCGGCGGCGGCGCCGGGGGGGUCCACUGGAGGCGACGAUGCCUCCCUGGCCAAGGAGGAGGGCCCCCCGCGCAAGCGCGGUCGCAUUGCGCAGAGCGCUGAGGACGAUGCCGGGGGCAGCGGGGCGCGGGCACCGCUGGAGUUCGCCCUCGAGCCGGAUGAGUACGCGAUCGCCCUCGACAUGACUGGCAAAGCAGGUCUGGGCUUGGACGUGGAUUGGGCCGACGGGAAGACCCUGCUCAUCAAGGCGCUGAAGAAAGAGGACCCCCUUUUUUGCGUGGGCAACUUUAGCGGCUUGGAGGGGGAGCAGGAGGGAGAGACGGGACGGGAGGGUAACCGAGCAGGGUGGGGGUGGCUCAGCCGGGACAGCGGGAGCAGCCCACCAGGACGCCACGAGAGCCGCCGCCGAAGGGAGACGCGUGGGCUGGGAGGCUCCUGGAGUACGACGUCGAGCUGGACCUGGACAAGAAGCCCGGGCUCGGCCUUGAUGUGGACUGGGCCGACGGCAAGACGUUAUUCAUCAAGGCGGUGA
Molecule: messenger RNA, 537 nt
Organism: Prorocentrum cordatum
Lineage: Eukaryota; Dinophyceae; Prorocentrales; Prorocentraceae
Source: the annotation of a GenBank genome assembly